AUGCACCUCCAACACGACGAACUGAAGCCGAAAUUCCAAGUCAAGUAUGCUCGUUCGAAACUUAUUGGCCAAACUCAAUUCAGGAAUCGUCUUCUCAGCUCAAGUCAAAUCUUUCACCGAAAAUCUUCAGAUGUCGCCGGCAACUCUAAGGCUCCGGUCGAUUCCUCAAGUCCAGUUUGGUCUUGGAAUGAGUGGGACCCACUGGAAGAAAUCAUUGUUGGGACUCCAGAGGGUGCCGUUGUGCCACGGCUCCUCCCAGAAGUGAAAAUGUGCACACCGAUGGAUAAGUGGGACUUUUAUGAGAAAAACGCGGGACGCUACUGGGCUGACUGCAUACCCAAGGAACAUUGGGAGAAAGUAGUCAAAGAGGUAGAAGAGUAUGUCCGUGUACUACAAAUGGAGGGUGUGAAAGUAUUGCGUCCAUCGAAAGUUAAUCAUUUGUCAACGUUCAAACUACUCGGAUUUGAAUCUCAAGGUUUCUACGCUGCAAUGCCACGUGACUUCUUGCUUGUCAUUGGGAAUGAACUGAUUGAGGCAACCAUGACCUGGCGAUCGAGAUAUUUUGAAUACUUGGCCUAUCGACCACUAUUACUGGAAUACUGGAAGCAGGGUGCCAAAUGGACUGUAGCUCCGAAGCCAACGGACUUCGAUGCCAUCAUAAACAAGGAAGUUGUCAAGAAGCUGGACAGCGGCGUAUCAGACAAAUCGAAUAUAGGCUUCAUCACCACUGAGUCCGAACCGUGUUUCGAUGCGGCUGACUUCACACGAGCCGGACGUGAUAUCUUUUGUCAGCGCAGUCAGGUAACAAAUCUUGCCGGGAUCGAAUGGGUCAGACGGCACGUAGAACCUCUUGGAAUAAGGGUUCAUCAGCUUACUUUCACCGAUCCACGUCCGAUGCACAUUGAUGCCACAUUUGUAUUUGCCAAACCAGGGAUUGCCAUACAGAAUCCAGAUCGUCCGUGUGAUCAGACUGAACUCAUCAAGGCAGCUGGAUGGGAUGUCAUAAACGCUCCAACCCCAAAUGUACCAAAGACUCACCCUUACUGGCUUGGUUCACCUUGGCUCUCAAUGAAUGUCCUCAUGCUGGAUCCAGAACGUGUACUCGUUGAGAAAGGAGAGACUGCCAUACACGAGAUGUACCGCCGCAUAGGAAUCACACCCAUUCCGGUAGCUCUGCGCCAUGCCAACUCGAUCGGUGGAAGUUUCCAUUGUUGGACUUCGGAUAUCAGACGGAGGGGGAAACUUGAGUCAUACUUCGACUGGUCUAAAGCUGGCUGUCCUUAGACUCACGACAACAAGGUCGCUGAAAGAUUUCGUUAUUGUGCUAGGACAGUUUCUUUUCAAACUAGACAAUAGUGACUUGUAAAGUACCCAUACUCAAAGUAUUGCUACCCUCAUAGGUAAAAUGAAGAAAAUACACUGCUUAUCUCUUUUCAAUUACACUUAUUCUGAAUGGUUGAUUCACUCGGAUGAUGUGUGUCGAACAGGACGCUCCUGAAACCACUCAGGAUUACCUCAUACAUUUGAGAAUAAAUAGUGAGAUUCGUCUGUUGGUGACCUACACUAUUCAGCUUUUCAAUCCUUCAAGCGCACCAAACUAUCAGCUGACUUUUCGAGGUACUGGCAGCCAGAUAUGUAAUUUCGACUACCCGCAUUUUCAUGAGCUAUCACAACUACGUUAGAUCUACAUUUCCAGGGGGCAUGUGUGUGACCAACGCCCAUUGAUGGAG
Molecule: messenger RNA, 1730 nt
Organism: Opisthorchis viverrini
Lineage: Eukaryota; Metazoa; Platyhelminthes; Trematoda; Opisthorchiida; Opisthorchiidae
Exons: 7
Coding region: 1-1284 (427 amino acids)
Cellular component (GO): mitochondrion
Molecular function (GO): amidinotransferase activity
Source: RefSeq, a predicted model, not a curated record